CGAAACCCGGAGAUUCAAAACCUUUGUUGGAAAUAGGGUAAGUGAAAUUCAUGAUGUGACGUCACGAGACCAAUGGAGACACGUAGAUACGGCUUCCAAUCCAGCAGACGUCGCUUCUAGAGGAAUGCAUGCCAGUGAUUUAAAGACAAUGAAAUUUUGGAUGCAUGGACCUGAAUUCCUUCAGAAAGUUGAAAGUCAUUGGCCAAGCCACCUAACUAAACCUGAAUUAGACGACGACGACACUGAGCUGAAAAAGAGGUUGUCUUCAACACAACUAGUGCAGUUGAAUCCAUUCAAAGUAUAAUAGGUAGAUACUCCAGUUGGACGAAGUUGAGAAGGGCCGUUGCUUGGUUACUAAGAUAUAAGGCAUACUGCAGACGUAAACACUUAAACCACACCUUGGAACUGAGUGAAGGUGACUUAAGCACCAAUGAACUCAACAUGGCGGAACAUACCAUAUUAGCGUUGGUUCAACGUUCGUCGUUUGCCGAUGAGAGAAUAAAUCUACAAAAUGGGAAUUCUGUAAGAAAAGACAGUUGUUUAGUAUCUUUGAACCCGAUUAUACACCAUGACCUGAUCAGAGUACAAUGACGCUUACAAUGCGAAUAUCCAAGCAAAUAUCCAGUCGUACUACCUAGCAAACACCAUGUAACAAAACUAAUAAUAAAACAUAUCCACGAACAUAAUGGUCACGUUGGAAAAGAGCAUCUACUUUCUAUGUCACGUGAGAAAUAUUGGAUUCUUCACGGACCUAGCGCAGUGAAGAGUAUUUUAAGAGGUUGCAUCCCAUGCAGACGACAACAUACACCGUUAAUGACCCAACAGAUGGCGCCCUUGCUUGACGAGCAGACGACACCGGAUAUGCCACCAUUUUCCCAUAUUGGAAUCGAUUAUUUCGGACCAUUUAUUGUGAAGACAGCUCGUGCACGAGAAAAGCGUUAUGGUUGUAUUUUCACGUGCCUAACGUCGCGUGCGGUACAUUUUGAAAUUGCUCACAGUCUAUCUACUGAUUCCUUCAUAUCUGCCUUUCAACGCUUUCAAAGUCGACGUGGACGUCCACGGAAAGUCUUCAGUGAUAAUGGAACCCAUCUUGUUGGAGGUGAAGCUGAACUACGAAAAUCAUUGCAGCUAUGGAACCAGUCCAAACUCAUUGGAGUUUUUGCUCAGAACGACAUCGAAUGGCAUUUCAACCCUCCGAACGCAAGCCAUAUGGGAGGAGCAUGGGAACGUUUAAUUCGUUCUGCUAGUGUUAUAUUGAAAUCUCUCGUCCGAGAACAACUACUUAACGACGAGCAGCUGCUUACAUUUAUGGCUGAAACUGAGAAAAUACUAAAUGACAGACCUCUGACCCCCGUUAGCAGUGAUCCCAGAGACCCACCAGCAUUAACGAGUAUGCUACUGCUAAUGAAAUCAAACCAGUGCUUACCUGUUGAUAUCUUUAAGAAGCAAGAUAUAUACGCAAAACGGUGGUGGAGACAAGUGCAGUAUGUCGCAGAUGUAUUUUGGAAACGAUGGUUGAGAGAAUACUUACCACUACUUCAGAAAUGGCAACGUAAAACUGAAAACCUGAAGAAAGAUGAUGUAGUUCUUGUUGCCUUUGACAACGUUCCCAGAAUACAGUGGCCACUAGCCCGAAUGGUUGACGUGAAUCCUGGUAGAGAUGGCCUGGUUAGAAGCUGUGUGAUCAGAACUAAAUCAGGUCAAUGAAUUAGGCCAGUUACUAAACUGUGUCUUCUUGAGGCUUCAAUGUAAAUUUGAUCCUAACUUUUUUCGAAGCUAAAUAAUAAUUACAGCAAACAAGUAAGAGCCAAGUUUUGUUGUACAAAUUGUUAUAAAUGCGCUACUUAGGAAUUGUCUUUAUGAAGCGUAGAUAAUUGUUUUUGGUUAGAUUCCGUGCACCUUGCAUGGAUUAACUAAUUACGUGAAAUAUGUCAUCAACUUAAGAAUUAUUGAUUAUUGAUAAAGCAUGGAAGUGUAAUUUUUUGAAAAGUUUAUUUGUUAUGAAAUGUAUGUAAUUUUAUAGUGGGGACUGUUAGAAACAUAAAUGUAGUUUCUAAUAUUUGUUGUAUCUGACGCUAUUUAUUUGACGUCUGUUUGGCGUCUUCAGCCACGUGAUAAUUUGCGGCGUUCAUUGACGUCAACGUCAUACUUGUUUAUACUUCCGCCCAGACUUUGAAACGUUAACUGAACUGAACGUUAACUGUGGACAUAAAUUAUUCUGAUGAGACUUGAUGAGUAAGAGACCAAAUUCGAGAAUCGCUAUAACUAGAGAAAUAAAAGAGUAAAGGCGCAUCUCUCGUUUAGUCACUGAGUUGAUCCAAGUCCCAGAACAGUAUAUAUGGAGUUGAAGAAUAGAUAAAGAUUAACAUAGCUAUCAGGAAGUUGAAAACGUUGCAAUCAGUUAACUGCUAUUCCUAUUACACUGGCAGACUAGCAGUAAGUAUAACUAGUGCGUUUUUGUUCAAGAUAUUAAGAAAUUGUUAUCAUUUAAUCAUGAUAUUAAAUUUGUUUUAAGUAGAGGUAUAGGAAAAGUUGAACACGACCUUUAACCGUCACUGUUGUUCUGCAUGCCUACAGUAUAUGUAUCAACAUAAUAUUUUGUUAUGUAUGUUUAUCUGAUGCAGAUAUUAAGGAAUUAAAUUGGUUUAUACAUAAAUGUUUCUUUAUGUACUUUAACAUUGACUUAAUCUAUAAAGGAUAUUACUUUUUUUAUCUGAACAUUUUAUUAAACUGAGAUAUUUUGUAUGAAGUGAACACAAUGUUAAAUGUACA
Mercenaria mercenaria is the source of this 2772-nucleotide messenger RNA. RefSeq lists its product as uncharacterized. Gene Ontology annotation, biological process: DNA integration. Gene Ontology annotation, molecular function: nucleic acid binding. Bases 718 to 1707 code for a protein of 329 amino acids. The transcript has 2 exons. The record is from RefSeq and is a predicted model, not a curated record. NCBI's taxonomy places the organism in Eukaryota, Metazoa, Mollusca, Bivalvia, Venerida, Veneridae.